GAACACCUUAUUCUUGCAUUUAUUUCUGUCCUUGCGUUUAUUUUUCAUCCCCUUCUUCUUGCAUUUAUUUUUCACCACCUUCUUCUUGCAUCCCCUUAUUCUUCCAUUUAUUUUUCAAUCACUUUAUCCUUUCAUUUAUUUUUUUUUCCAUCCCUUUGUUUUUGCAUUUUCUUUCCGUCCCCCUUUGCGCUCCAACCUCCCUCCAAACUUUGGAUCUCAGAUAUUAAACAUUAUCCGUAUCUGCAAGCCCCUCGUCCCCCCUCCCUGCUCCCCGAAACCCCCUUCGCCAAAGACCAUGGUGCACUGCGCCGGUUGCAAAAGACCCAUCCUGGACCGCUUUUUGCUCAACGUCUUGGACCGGGCUUGGCACGUCAAGUGUGUCCAGUGCUGCGAGUGCAAAUGCAACCUCACUGAGAAGUGCUUCUCCAGGGAAGGCAAGCUCUACUGCAAGAACGACUUCUUUCGGUGUUUUGGUACCAAGUGUGCCGGCUGUGCGCAAGGCAUCUCCCCGAGCGACUUGGUGCGCAGAGCCAGGAGCAAAGUCUUUCACUUGAACUGUUUCACCUGCAUGAUGUGCAACAAGCAGCUCUCCACCGGCGAGGAGCUCUACAUCAUCGACGAGAACAAGUUCGUCUGCAAAGAAGAUUACCUGAGCAACAGCAACACUGCCAAAGAGAACAGUUUGCACUCAGCCACAACUGGCAGCGACCCCAGCCUCUCCCCCGAUUCCCAAGACCCCUGCCCGGAUGAUGCCAAGGACUCCGAAAGCGCCAAUGUCUCCGACAAAGAAGUGGGCAGCAAUGAGAACGACGACCAAAACCUGGGGGCCAAACGGAGGGGCCCCCGCACUACCAUCAAGGCCAAACAACUGGAGACCCUCAAGGCUGCCUUCGCUGCUACACCGAAACCCACCAGGCACAUCCGCGAGCAGUUGGCACAAGAGACUGGCCUGAACAUGAGAGUCAUCCAGGUUUGGUUCCAGAACCGGCGCUCCAAGGAGAGGCGCAUGAAGCAGCUGAGCGCCCUGGGGGCCCGGCGGCAUGCCUUUUUCCGAAGCCCACGGCGCAUGAGGCCGCUGGUGGACCGCCUCGAACCUGGAGAACUCAUCCCCAACGGGCCCUUCUCCUUCUACGGAGAUUAUCAGAGCGAAUACUACGGACCCGGGAGCAACUACGACUUCUUCCCGCAAGGACCCCCUUCCUCUCAAGCUCAGACGCCGGUGGAUCUCCCGUUCGUGCCGUCCUCGGGGCCCUCCGGCACACCUUUGGGGGGCAUGGACCACCCUUUACCGGGACACCACCCUUCCAGCGACGCCCAGCGUUUCACGGAUAUCUUGUCCCAUCCGCCAGGUGAUUCGCCCAGUCCGGAACCCAACUUGCCCGGUUCCUUGCACUCCAUGUCGGCAGAAGUUUUCGGCCCGAGCCCGCCGUUUUCUUCGAUAUCCGUCAACGGCGCCGGCGGCAACUACGCCAACCACUUGUCGCAUCCGCCCGAAAUGAACGAGGCUGCCGUAUGGUAGCUUUAAACGCCGGGACUGAGCGCCGGGUCAACCUUCCUCCCGCUUAUAUUGAGGUGUACAGAGAUGCGUUCAAACAUGUAGAACAAUUUUGUUUUCGUCACUGCUUUAAGACGAUAUCUAUUGUGUUUUUUUGGAGGAGAGGGGUUCCCUUUUACCCUCUUUAUUCUUUUGUUGAACUGGACCCUUUCAUUUCAGAUCUAAGUCCAGAUAUGGUUUUGUUACGGACCGAACAGCGGCGGUGGGGGGGGGAAAGGGACGAUCUUCGUAAUACGGAACGACGGACCGGCGACGGAAAGGACAAAAACUUUUUGUACCGAGUGGCAAAAGACACUGACGGAGCGGAUGUGUUUCGAUACUACCGUACUGCCAUAUAUUUAUGGGGUUGCAUAUACUGGGCACCCGCGUUCGCUGGAUGGUAACUCUAUGAAUCGGGUGGGGAAAGAACAAAACCGUUCUCAGAUAUUGAAAGAAAAGGCAAGGUCAACCACAACAAGGAAAGCUUCAAGGAAACUCCGAGCAGUUUUUGAAACCAUGGUUUGGUCACUUUGUUAAUUUUCGCCUUCGGAAACCGAACGCAACCCGCGACGGCAGAACUUUUCAGCCUCGGAAACGUCGGCCGAGGCGAAAGAAACGUAGGUUUUUUGCUUUUCGUUAUUUUUGGGGAAUCGUUUCUGUUUCGUUUUGCGUUCCGUUUUCCGUCUCUUGGCCAAAUGAAAAUAGCCGAUAUUUAAACGUAAAAGCCCUCAGCAUCAACUCUUCUACCUUUUCGGAGCGACACACGCCGAUAAUCCUCAGAACCCAGAAGUCCUUUUUUUUGCGAGGCUUCUAAAGUUUCAAAGAAAGAAAAGACUUGCAAAGAAACGAACCACAACAAAAGCCGUCUACCUUCACGGAAACGAGAAAAAAAAGCUAAACAAAGAAAAAUAAAAAACCACGCAUAAAUAAAUAAAUAAAUAAAUAAAGACUCUAUGGAACUAGAAAAAUAAAACAGUCAACUGUUUACGUCGAAUGUUAAAUUCAGGAGCUCAACGUUUUACUAUAAUGAUGCUACUACUACUAAUAAAAAAAUCCUGUUUUAGAACCUCUUGUUCAAAAGCAACGUGUUUUGAGCAAUCAACCAAAAUAGUUUGUUUUCUUUUCCUCCUUCUUCUUCUCCUUCUCCUUCUUCUUUUCCGUAGAUGUUAUAUAAGACAUUACAGGGCUUGUGUUUCACUGUGCUAGUUUGUAAAAGGUGGUGUUUACAGAAGGCAAAGAAUAAAAGGAAUACCUAUAAAAAAACCAGAUAGUUGCCAAAUAAAACGAUUCUAGAGCACAAAAUAUCCUUUGUUUCGGGGGGGACGUCGCACCCGCAGCCCACAAAUGUUAAAGGUUAAAAGCGGGGGGGGGGGAACAAAUUGAACAUCGUUGCUAAUGUUUAGUCCUGUUUCACAUUAAUGGGAGUGUUAAUACGACUGAUAUAGACCCACACAGGUUUUAUUUUUGUGUCUUUGAAAGAAAAAAAGAAAAGAAUAAGUCCAGAAUAUUUAAAUUUUAUGGUCGGAUACGCAGCCGGCAGCUGCUGCUUUCUUUCCUUUCCUUUCCUUUCCUUUAUAUAUUACUAUUUCUCAUAUGUCUUUUAUUAUUGUUCAAAUAAAACCUAAGCUUGUGUGACCUCCAGUGCAUAUUAGACCAUUCACUGUAUGAAAAGGGGUGGGUUUGGGGAAAGGAAAGGCGGAUUACACAAAAGUUUGUGAAUUUUUAA
Molecule: messenger RNA, 3260 nt
Organism: Sceloporus undulatus (fence lizard)
Lineage: Eukaryota; Metazoa; Chordata; Lepidosauria; Squamata; Phrynosomatidae
Gene: LHX1
Product: LIM homeobox 1
Exons: 5
Coding region: 296-1519 (407 amino acids)
Biological process (GO): regulation of transcription by RNA polymerase II; neuron differentiation
Cellular component (GO): nucleus
Molecular function (GO): DNA-binding transcription factor activity, RNA polymerase II-specific; RNA polymerase II transcription regulatory region sequence-specific DNA binding
Source: RefSeq, a predicted model, not a curated record